AUGUUUACAUCAGUGAGGGUCUUUAGGUUGAGUAAUGCCAAUCUUACUAACCAAGGCUUGAACAAGAUCUUCACUGACCUUUGUGAGAAUCUGCUAAAGAGUUUUUACUUCAAGUUGCGCUCAAUGAUCCCCUGCUGUCUGUGUAAGCUCAACUUCACUGUAGCAGUACCAGAAGAAGAACUCAUACAGGUUGCAGUUACAGCUGUUGCCAUGACAUUUGACAAAGACCAGAAUCAGGAGAGGCCGGCAGACAAGCCCCCCACCAAAGGAGGAGGUGAGACUGAAGAGCAGCUGCAGUUCCCCAUGGAGUUAUGUGCAGACGCAGCAGCAGGCAACACUCAGCAAGCAUCCAAAACCUCAGGUUUCCCAGAGAGCACCAACGUCUCAUCCAGAGCUGCCUCCGUUGAUUACGGUUCCUUUGCAGACAGAUGCAGCACCUGGCUAGAGCUGCUUAGGCUGAAAGCUCACACCAUAAGACGAGGAUCAGUUAAGACAAUCUCAUCUUUGGAGCGCUGCAGUCCGCUGCCCGAGGGACGCUCUCGCUCGCUGCGCUCCACACGCUCGUUCGGGAGCAGUUCAGUUGCCGUGGUGAAGAUGACGCCGCUCUCUUUCCUCCCUGGGACACGCAUCAUCAAAUACCUUGGGAUCAUCAACAUGUUUUUCAUAAGAGAGACAACAUCGUUACGGGAGGAAGGUGGUGUCAGUGGCUUCCUCCAUUCCUUCAUAGCAGAGGUGUUUGCCAUGGUUCGAGCCCAUGUAGCAGCCCUGGGUGGGAAUGCAGUGGUGUCCUACAGCAUGAAGGAGUGUAUGUUGAUGGAAAAUCCAAACAAGAACCAGGCUCAGUGCCUCAUUAAUGUGAGUGGGGAUGCCGUCAUCUGUGUCAGGGAGACGGACCCGGAGCCAACUCCCUCAACCUCAAAUAUCGGACAGAUCUGCCCUAGUGGAACAGAUGUGACUACAUGACAGUGAAACACUGAGCCUCACCUUGUUUGCAGGACACACAAUCUGAGUGGAAACGCCCUCUGAGUCUAGCCGUCCAAAUACGAGUAAUUUCUGUCUGCCUUAAAACUCUGUAAAAGAUCCAAAGGUUUGGACGCAGGCAACAAAGAAUUACUCGCACACUUCAAAAAAUGCAGUCUGGAUUAAUAUGGGAGUGCAGGGUGUCUGUGUUUUUCUCUGUGUCAAGCAUGAGAGCAUUUGCAGGUACUGAUGUAUCUCUUUGGGAAUUAAGUAAUGUGAGGGUUUUUUUAACAGAAGUCUAAGGAUGCCUCUGUAUUUUGCCUAUGUAUUACAUCCGUCCAUAUUGGUGACACCCGUGUGUCUGCAUUUACUUUGAGUUUGGGCAGAAGUGACGUGUGAGGCAGCUAUGACUAAUGUGUCCAUCCACAGCUCACAGGGAAAGUCAUGGCCUCGCGAAAAAAUACACCGUUGUAAACCAUCAAUUAAUUUGAUUGAUGUCAUUUGUGUUGGGCUCUGUUUUAGAGCAACUUGCAAAUUGAAAGGCCAAUCUAUCUAUUUCAGAGCAGCCACAUAAUGACCUUCAAACAAGGCAAGUGUUUCAACUUCAACAAAGCUGGUGCUAUUCCUCAAAAUUGCUCACUAGAAGGAAAAUUUGAAGUGAAAAACAAUACAGACAACAAUUUGAUGCCAUUUUGUUAAAAUUAUCUACGUGUUCAUUGGUGUCCAGUUCUCAUGUCCAAAUUAGGUUUUGUACGAAUUGUGUUGAUAGAUAAUCUUCUUAAUCAGUUACAGUAUUGUUCACAGGCAGCAUCCUAGAGAUAGUUACAUUUCUUCAGAAAGUGUCAAGUAAUGAUGUUAUCUAUAAUAAAUAAACAAAAACAGGCCAGUGUUUCUGGUGUAUGCACAUAUUUUUGAAGGGCAAUCAUUUCCCUUUAGAACAGCCAUCACUGUGUAUUCCAGUGACUAUUUUAUUGAUAAAAACGAUUUUUGUAUUGCUUCAUUUUGAAAUCGACAAAUCAAGUGGCAUGUGUAUGCCUUUUUAUUUACUCAUCAGGAGUGGGUGAGUUAAUGGUUAAGGGAAUAAUGUCGCACUUUGGGUCUGAGCAGCAGGGAUGUUUCAUAUGGGAAAAGCCUUUGAGAUAGUUUUGAUUAAUUAAAACUUUAGUAAUCUGACUGAAGCAACUCUUCCAUCACUUGUAGCUCUGGUAUAACUAACUCUUCUUGAUGCAUCAUGCGAUCACUGUCAGAUUUCACAUACCUUUGUCAAUCUUUAUUACUUUUGCUCAUGUUCUAUAUAUAAUCCUGAUCCGUCCGGAUUUUAUAUUUAUGUCUAAUGCUGGAAACAAGCAUCUCAUGGUUGUAGGUGCAACAUAAAAAACUGUGUAAAUGUUCUCUAACAUCAGAUUUUAGUAUUUUUGUAACAUAACAUGUAUGAAACCUACAGCUCAUUUUGCCUGUACAAUGAAUUUAUGAUGUGUUUGGACUCAGUGACAGAAAUUAAUGGUACUCUAAACUGUCGGUGAUGAGUUUCAGAUAUCUGUGUCUAAAACUUGAAUGUACAUAUUAAAAUACUUUUGCUUCCUGACUAGCAGCAUGCAGAUUACUUUUUUAGUGCCAUGCUUGCCUGGUAAGUAUUGCACAAUAAACUCAGUCAAACCAA
Notothenia coriiceps (black rockcod) is the source of this 2620-nucleotide messenger RNA. RefSeq names its product C2 domain-containing protein 5-like. Gene Ontology annotation, cellular component: plasma membrane. The annotation marks the transcript as partial. Gene Ontology annotation, molecular function: calcium-dependent phospholipid binding; calcium ion binding. NCBI's taxonomy places the organism in Eukaryota, Metazoa, Chordata, Actinopteri, Perciformes, Nototheniidae. The record is from RefSeq and is a predicted model, not a curated record. The transcript is spliced from 9 exons. Gene Ontology annotation, biological process: positive regulation of vesicle fusion; positive regulation of protein targeting to membrane; protein localization to plasma membrane.